AUGGUUAAUUUAAGGAUUAAGAUCAAGGAGCCCUGGUUUAGAAAAUAUUAACUAGAAAUCUAGAAAUUAAAAUAAGAAUUAGAUGAAAGAAGUUAAAUGCCAAUUGACUCAAUGGUAGCUGAAUUAGAAAAAGAACGAUAAAAGGCUCUAGAAGAUAAGCAAGAAGUGAUGAGUGCAUAUGAAUAAAGAAACAGAGAUCUGGUUUAGGAAAGAGAAAUGAGAAAGCAAUUGGAAGAAAAGAUAUCAGCCUUGAAUUCAUAAAUGCUUGUUGGAGGGUAGAAGAUUGAAGAAACCCCUUAAUUUUAGAAUGCCCUAGAAAAACAGCAAAAGUUAAUUAGGUAAUAAUAUCAGGAGAGAUUACAAGAAUUGGAAAAAGAGCGGUAGAACAUUGAAGAGGAUAAGGCUCAAACAGACAAAUAUAAAUAAUUGUUACUCAAAUAGAGAGAUAUAAUGAUCGCCUUAACUAACAGAUUGAAUGAAAGAGAUGAAACAAUACUACAAUUAUAAGAGGAACUUGAUGCCUAUGAUAAACUACAAAAGGAACUAGAAGAUAUCAAUUAGACUAAAGAGUCUAGAAUACAAUAAUUGGUGGAACUUCUUAAAUAAAAGGAAGUGGAAAUCCCAAUGAAUUUAGAUUUACCAGCCAAUUCUAAUAAUAAUAAUGCAAAAUAACAGUUAUUAUUAGCUGAAAUGCCUUCCUCCAAAAUGAUUUUAGUUGCUGAUCCCUCUUCAAAUAGUUAUAUUUAAACACUCCCUUAAUAAGGUUCUUAUCAUCAUUCUUCUGAAGCAGUCACUCAAUAUGAACUAAAAAAUCAAAUUGAUAUAAACAAAAAAUUGGAACUUGAUUUAAAGAUUAGCAGAAUGGAGUAAGAAAGAUAGAAAAAAGACCUUGUUUCAUUACAGGAAUAGAUUCAAAAAUAUGAAAAUGAUACAACCACAGAAUAAGCUAAAAAAUCUGUUGAUUUGAUAUUGAACUAACUCACAAAGCCUGCUAAUGGAAACUCACUUGCCACUGUUGCCCAAGAACUAUAAAAGCUCCAAAAGAUACUUUCGGAAAAAGAAGCAAGUCCAAAAAAAACACUUCUUAAAAUUCAAUAAGAAACUUCCAAUCUCAAGUAAUAGGAGAUUAUUAAUAAAUUAAUGAUUAAACCAAGCAAAUCUAAUAAUUAGCUUAAUCCUCCACCAUAUAAAAAAUAAAAAUAAAAAUCUGUAGAGGAUUUAUGGAAUUGA
Paramecium tetraurelia is the source of this 1230-nucleotide messenger RNA. RefSeq lists its product as uncharacterized. NCBI's taxonomy places the organism in Eukaryota, Ciliophora, Oligohymenophorea, Peniculida, Parameciidae. The record is from RefSeq and is a predicted model, not a curated record. The transcript is spliced from 2 exons.